This is a messenger RNA of Chironomus riparius, 1022 nucleotides long. The record is from the annotation of a GenBank genome assembly. NCBI's taxonomy places the organism in Eukaryota, Metazoa, Arthropoda, Insecta, Diptera, Chironomidae.
UUUCAGUUUUUAUUAAUCAGUCAUGAAAGAUACACAGAAGAUUAACGACAUUUCUACAAAACUUGUAGUAAAAUAUGGAGACAAUAAGUAUGACUUGACAAAAUUCAUAAGGAUCCAUCCUGGUGGUGAAAAUAUUUUGAAGUAUAAAAAUAAUAAGAACAUUGAUUUAGAAUUUGAUAACUCAAAUCAUUCUGAGGCUGCAAAAAAUUUGUUAAAAGAAUAUAAAUUAGAAACAGAAGUGGAAAGAGAUGAAGGAAUUGAGAACUUAGUUGACUGGAAUAAAGCAAUGCUCCCACAAAUAUCAAAACUUGGUGACAAUUAUGAAAAAUGGGUAAAUUCGCCCGUCGAUCGAGACUUGAGACUCUUUAAAAGUGAUUUUUUGGAGUUAAUCACAAAGUCAACAUGGUAUAUGCCUUUAUUGUUCUGGAUUCCAAUUAUAAUUUACAUAAUUAAAAAUGAGCUGGCAUUGCAAGAAACUAAUCAAGUGUUUUUUAAAGUAUUUACUCAGUUAAUAAUUGGAAUAUUCUUGUGGACAUUAUUCGAGUAUGUUUUACAUCAAUUUUGUUUUCAUAUUGAUGUUCGUCGAUUUCCAGACUUGAAAACUUUUCAUUUCUUCAUUCAUGGAAAUCACCACAAAGUUCCUUUUGACAAAUAUCGAUUAGUUUUUCCACCGAUUCCCGCAGCUGUAAUAGCUUCUCUUGUGUUUUAUAUUCUACAAUUCCUUCAUUAUCCAAAGCUAUCUUUUGCAGGGAAUCUGAUUGGAUAUUUAUGCUAUGACAUGACUCAUUACUAUAUUCAUUUUGCAAGUCCAACUAGCAAUUACUUUUAUAACUUGAAAAGACACCACAAUGAUCAUCAUUUUAGACAUCAUGAUAAAGCUUUUGGAAUCAGCAACACUUUUUGGGAUAACAUUUUUUCUACUAAGGUUUUGUUGAGUAGAUUAAAGUAUCGAAUUCAGUGGCAGAAGUAGGAAUAGUUUGAAGAUAUUUUGGAUGAAUUAUUUAAUAAAAAAUAUAUUUCGG